This is a messenger RNA of Knipowitschia caucasica, 1389 nucleotides long. The record is from the annotation of a GenBank genome assembly. Lineage: Eukaryota; Metazoa; Chordata; Actinopteri; Gobiiformes; Gobiidae.
AUGAAGCUAUUCCACUUUCAGAUCCUCAUAACAUGGGUUGGAAGCCUUUUUGUUGGUCCAGUUGUGAGCUCCUUCGAUGAGACACGGCUGGUGAAGAAGCUGUUUACUGGGUACAAUAAGGUUGUGCGGCCAGUGAACCACUUCAGUGAUGCGGUGGUGGUGACUGUGGGUCUGCAGCUCAUCCAGCUCAUCAGUGUGGAUGAAGUGAACCAGAUUGUGACCAGUAAUGUCCGCUUACGACAGCAAUGGAUAGAUGUAAAUCUACAGUGGAACCCUGAUGAUUAUGGAGGGAUUAAGAAGAUCCGUGUGCCGUCCACCGACAUUUGGAAACCAGACCUGGUGCUUUACAACAAUGCUGAUGGAGACUUUGCCAUCAUUCAUGAGACCAAGGUCUUGUUAGAGCACAACGGGAUGAUCACGUGGAACCCUCCAGCAAUCUUCAAGAGCUAUUGUGAGAUUAUUGUGCUUCACUUUCCAUUUGAUCUUCAGAAUUGCAGCAUGAAGCUGGGAACAUGGACCUAUGACGGUCGGCUGGUAAUCAUCAAUCCGGACAGUGACCGCCCUGAUCUGAGCAACUUCAUGGAGUCUGGAGAGUGGGUGCUGAAGGACUACCGCAGCUGGAAGCACUACGUGUUCUACACAUGCUGCCCCGACACACCGUACCUCGACAUCACAUACCACUUCCUCAUGCUGCGUCUGCCUCUCUACUUUGUUGUUAACGUCAUUAUCCCCUGUAUGCUUUUCUCCUUUCUCACUGGCCUGGUCUUCUACCUGCCCACUGACUCUGGAGAGAAGAUGACCCUGUCCAUCUCUGUCCUUCUGUCUCUCACUGUUUUCUUGCUGGUCAUUGUGGAGCUCAUCCCGUCCACCUCCAGCGCAGUGCCACUGAUAGGCAAAUACAUGCUCUUUACAAUGGUCUUUGUCAUCGCCUCCAUCAUCAUCACUGUCAUCGUCAUCAACACACACCACCGCUCGCCCAGCACCCACACCAUGCCCAACUGGAUACGAAAGGUCUUCAUAGAGACACUCCCCAACCUGAUGUUUUUCUCCACUAUGAAGCGUCCCAGUCAAGAGAUCCGGCAGAAAAGGCUCUUUCCAACGGACAUGGACAUAUCAGACAUAUCAGGUAACCCCACGCCCACCAGCAUCACCUACCAGUCUCCCAUCACAAAGAAUCCUGAUGUCCGCAGUGCUAUUGAGGGGGUCAAGUAUAUUGCUGAGACCAUGAAGUCUGAUGAGGAGUCCAACAAUGCUGCAGAAGAGUGGAAGUUUGUUGCCAUGGUCCUGGACCACAUUCUGCUGUGUGUCUUCAUGGCCGUGUGCAUCAUUGGGACAAUGGCUGUGUUCGCGGGGAGACUGAUCGAGCUUAACAUGCAGAGUGACCCCUGA